CCUCUCUCUCUCUCUCUCUCUGCUUUCCUUCUAUAACUACAAUUUACAAAUCUACAAUUAUAAAAACCUUCUCACACUCUGUGACAGACGGAACGCACGCAGGCAGCGUCGGCUUUUGAGGGCCCGUUGGCUGGUUAUUAUUAAAACUUAACCUAGCGGCAAACCCCUCGCCUCUUCAAAAGCCAUUCUCUUUAUAUUCUUCUUCUCCUUGUUUGCGAUCUUGAGGGCUUUUGAAAUGGCUGAGAGUUUAGACGAUGGCGAGUUUUGGCUUCUUCCUAAGUUUCUUACUGAGGACGACGUUCUCACCGACAUGAGUAGCAAUCCCAACAACAAGAAAGACGCGUUUGAUUCUGAGGCUGAGGCUACUAACAAGGCUUUGUUUCCGUUUGAGUUUUCCUAUGGUUUUGGUUCUUUUGGACACUCUUCCUCGGAUCUCAGUUCUCCUGUUGAGUCGGUGAUGAGUUCGACCGAGGCCGAGAGUGACGAAGAAGAUUUCAUGGCUGGAUUGACUCGCCAAAUGGCUCACUCUACUCUUGAGGAGGAAGAUUUCGCAAGAAGCCACAAAACUAAGGGUGGGUUUGUGACUGGCUCGCCUCAGUCCACGCUGUGCACGGUUAGGAGUGGGUGCAGCCGGACGCAAGGCUCGAGCCGUGGAAGUCCAAACUGUCAGUCGCAGGUUUCUUCGCCGCCGGGUACUUGGGAUCUGCUGUACGCGGCUGCGGGGAAAGUUGAAAGAAUCAGAAUGAAUCAAGAAUCAUACGGUGGCUAUAACCACAACAGCGGACUUUUGGGUCCAGCCAGAAAACCGUCUCCUGUGUCUGUCCCUCCUAAGAACCACAACGCAAACCCUGUUGAUUUUGGCUUGUACAACUCUCAAUACCAACAUCACCACCAGAACCAGCAGUCGCUUUCCCAGCAGAAGCUUCAAGCCUCUCAAUUGCACCAUCUGAAGCAUCAACAAAGGUUGAAGCAGCAACAAGGUUCGUCAGUUUGGGGAGGAUCACAGUCACGGGAUAAGGCAACUACUGGGUUCUAUCAAGUGGGCCUUAACCGAGUCAAUAGUACAAACUCUCCUCGUCCACUUGGUUUGUCGCCAUCUGCAUGGCCGCCUCUGCAGCUGGGACAGCAGCCGCAAAAGCAAAACGGGUCGGGUAUGCGGGCUAUGUUUCUGGGUGCCCCAAAUGGUAAGAGAGAAUGCACUGGAACCGGUGUUUUUUUGCCGCGUCGUGUCAACACGCCUACUGAGACCCGCAAGAAGCCAGCUUGUUCUACGGUGUUGCUUCCCGCUAAAGUGGUUCAGGCCUUAAAUCUUAACUUCGACGAGUUGGGUUCGCCGUUUCAGCCUCGUUUCGGGAGUUAUGCACCAGACACUGGUGCUACUGUGAGGUAUCGAAAUGGUUAUCAAAAGCGCAUUCUCAGGCAGCAGCAAGGAGCAAAUCAUGAGAUCCGGUUGCCUCAGGAGUGGACUUAUUGAUCGUGUUUGUGUUGUUCCUCGCGGAGCUUCGUAGGAAGGGGAAAGAAAUUUCUGGGUUAGAAAAUAAAGGGAGUUUGAUAGUUUGCUAUAGGAAAAGUAGUAGAAUAUAGAAUACAGUCUUAAGGAGGGAGAAACAGUUCAAAAAAUGAAAAUGUUGAAGAAGAAGAAGCGGCAGCAGAUAUGCAAUGGUUUUUUGGGAUAGAAUUAGGGAAAAAUAAAACUUUGUACUGGUUAGAGAUGGCAGCUUUUGUUGGGCUCAAGGCAAAAAAAACCAAGUGUUGGAUGUGGUUGGAAUUUUCUGUUAUGUAAUUUGUAACCUGGGGCAACAGUGGAUGUUUUGGGGAGGCCGAAAAAGAAAAAUAGUACUAUCAGUUAAUAGAGAAUAGUACAUUGCUUGGAUGCAAUGUGCUAUUUUUGGCAGGGAUGUUAUACUAUUGCCAAGCAUUAUUAUUGUCAGUAUCUUCAUACAAUACUGUGUGUUUACUAUUCCCCCCUUUCAUCUUGUCCACUCACCUCCAUGGCCAUCGAUUAAUUAUAAUAAAAUAUAAUUCAUUUGCCUGUUA
This is a messenger RNA of Mangifera indica (mango), 2037 nucleotides long. RefSeq lists its product as uncharacterized. The coding region runs from base 236 to 1474 and encodes 412 amino acids. The transcript is spliced from 5 exons. NCBI's taxonomy places the organism in Eukaryota, Viridiplantae, Streptophyta, Magnoliopsida, Sapindales, Anacardiaceae. The record is from RefSeq and is a predicted model, not a curated record.